Messenger RNA from Acyrthosiphon pisum (pea aphid), 1062 nucleotides. RefSeq names its product INO80 complex subunit C-like. Gene Ontology annotation, biological process: chromatin remodeling. Gene Ontology annotation, cellular component: Ino80 complex. The record is from RefSeq and is marked provisional. Lineage: Eukaryota; Metazoa; Arthropoda; Insecta; Hemiptera; Aphididae. Bases 257 to 631 code for a protein of 124 amino acids. The transcript has 5 exons.
GUUGUUGCUUGACGCUUGCUGCUAUAAUUUGUCGUUUAAACUUUGAAAUUAAUUUAAAAUACAAAAUUUCUCUGCUCUCGUUAAUACUUAAUUCAUUUUUUUUAUACUAAUCUUAGUAAAUACUAAUUAAAUACAUUAUUGAUAUUAGUACCUUAAUGUUAUAGUAUUAAAGUACUAUAGUAUUUAGCGGUAUUAAUUAUUCUCGAUUAUAUCUAUUACAUAAACACAAUUCAAUGUUUUGAUCUUCAAAUAACUCAUGGCAAAUAACCCUGUAGACGAAUUAUCUCAAAGAGAAGAAAAAAAACAUGUGUUCAAAGACUCUUCUUUUGACAACACCAAAACUAACAAUGGAAAAAAAAAAUUGUGGCGUUCAUUAAAGCAAAUAACAGCUCAAGAAAGAAGUUUACCCUGGCCUGAUAACUCUAUUAAUUAUAGCAGUAUUUCUGCUCCCCCGUCAUUCAAACCAGCCAAAAAAUAUUCAGAUAUUAGUGGAUUAAUUGCUAAAUAUAAAGAUCCCCAAACAUCUUUAUACUAUGCUGGACAUGAAGAAUUCAGUACUGUAAGAAAUCUGCCUAGUGAUAUUAUUACUGGAUAUCUGACUUUACGAGGAUCGUAUAAUCCUAUUGGAUAAUAUUACUACAGUUGAUACGAUACUUUAACUUGAAAUAAGACUUAUAAAUAAAAUUAAUAAAUAUAUAGAUAACCGUAAAAUGUGUAUUACCAUAUUGAAUCAUUAAAUAAUAAUGAACUUUAUAAAUCAAUGUUUAUUAAUGACUCUAUCAUCUUUAUCUCAUUUUGGCACUUAUGUUUUUCACUGCAUUAGCCCUAGGUCACCUAAGGCUUACUCUCUGUAGCAGCGGUUCUCAACUUUUUUUAUAUUCACGUACCACCUACAAAGUUUGAAAAUUUACAUGUAUACAGAGUUUUAUUUUAUUAAGAACUACAAAAUUAUGAUAAUAAUAUAAGCAUUUAAUGCAUAAAAAUAAAAUUAAAUAUGUAAAAUUUUUAUUUAUAUUAUUAUUAAAUAAUAUAUCAAAUAUACCAAAUAAUUUCUAAUGUGAA